CAGAAAUUUUCGGUGACUGCAUUUCUUGUCGUUUGGUAUAUCUGUACCACCAAGGCUCAUCSUAUUGAACAGGUAGAGAUUUCUCAGUCAGGUGAGUUCAAAGUCCAUAUUUUGGAGAGAGGCACCAAGUUUCAAGAGAAAAUCUACAUUGACCAGCAAAAUGACAUCGAGUAUUUCAAAGUACCACCACACAAUGGCAAUAUUGAGUCGGAUCAUCUGUACGACUUCAGAAUGAACAUCACAGUUAGCCGUGUGAAGAAAGAUGGUGUUUGUCAUGUCUCACCACUGCCAGAUGACCUUCCAAGACCAGACUUACUAUCUCAAGGACUAAAAUCGUUUUCUAGCACGGGUCAAAAUGCGACGAUCAAAACGGUGUCUAUGCGUUGGACACGUGGUCCAGAGGUCGACAAAACCAUUUUAAGAAAGGAAGUACGUGACUUUUGUGGUCAGUUCCCAGUCUACCAAUUGGUACCUUUUAAUCCUGACUUGGUGUCAGCAUUUAAUAGCGGUCGAGUAAAGCGUUCAUUAGUGGCCUUUCCACUCUGCAACCCAAAAAGUUUGCCUGGUAGUUGCAAUCCCAUGUCUUGGCUUUGGUCUUGCAAGAUCCGAGAUACAAGUGGUGUCUAUUAUUUGACGUGCAAAAUCAAUGCACUGAUGAAAAAAUUGGAUUGUGGUGAUCUUAGUGCGACUGACCAUCGAUUUAACAGUUUCGUUUGCUGUAAUCCCAAGUGCCCCUAAGCACAUAUAASCGGCUGCGUUAUCAAUGAUAUUGUGGUCGGGCUACUCCUUUAUAGUACACACAUACAAAUAACAAUUAUCUUUAAGAAAUUCUGUACUUUUUACUAUGCUUUUAAUCAAUAAACGCUAACAUCCUUCUCUA
This is a messenger RNA of Exaiptasia diaphana, 880 nucleotides long. RefSeq lists its product as uncharacterized. The transcript has 5 exons. The record is from RefSeq and is a predicted model, not a curated record. Bases 232 to 738 code for a protein of 168 amino acids. Lineage: Eukaryota; Metazoa; Cnidaria; Anthozoa; Actiniaria; Aiptasiidae.